This is a messenger RNA of Halichondria panicea, 4318 nucleotides long. RefSeq lists its product as uncharacterized. Gene Ontology annotation, biological process: protein arginylation. Gene Ontology annotation, cellular component: cytoplasm. The coding region runs from base 172 to 4209 and encodes 1345 amino acids. The transcript is spliced from 5 exons. NCBI's taxonomy places the organism in Eukaryota, Metazoa, Porifera, Demospongiae, Suberitida, Halichondriidae. The record is from RefSeq and is a predicted model, not a curated record. Gene Ontology annotation, molecular function: arginyl-tRNA--protein transferase activity.
AUCAUGACGUAUUUACCUAGUACCUAGCUAGCUGAAGUGUGUGAGACUUCAGUACAGUUUAAUGAGUCAUUGGUACACAGCGUAGAUACGGUGCAGGACCUUGUAGCACUCGGUGAAGAUAUAUAAAACACAAGCCUAUAUACACAAGCAGGCUAUCCAUCGCGUUAGGUAAUGGGUCACUCCCAAUCCACCCGGCGGUCCCAGGGAAAGACCACGCCUCCAGACAGCCCUCAGGAGCAACAUCAUCAUAGUGACAAGGCAACUCACUCCGAAAUGGACCACUCCCCCGUCCCCACAGUUGACCACACCCCCACCGACCACUCACCCUCUCAACCAGACACACCUACCAAGGAAGAAUCGUUAGCACAGGAUGCGGAUUUUGAGCUCUUGAACAGUUUUGUGAAUGAGGGACCACGUAGCCAAACUUGUCCACCUAUCAAUAAGCUGUUGACUUCCUCUGCUCGUGUUCUCUCAAAGUUCCCCACAAACGAGUCCGCUGUUGUUAUGGUAACCGGUACCGUUCUCCCGAUGUGCGAGGAACUGCUACCCACCGAUCCCACAUCUCAUGUGAUGGAGGUACAAAUGAACGCUCUGGAAGCAUUUUCUCAGCUGGGGGUCUCGUUUACCCCCUCCCUUGUUGAACCGGCCAUGAAGUUGCUUAUUCUGCUCUGGACUAAGUAUCCGACCACCCUGUCGGCUUCAUGCAAUAUCAAACAACUUGCUGAGAUCCUCAACGCUGCAUUGCUAUCGGAACAAAAGGAAGACGCUAUUGAGUACGGGAAUGUGUUUGUGGUACAUUUGGUGAGGUCGCUGAGUGAUAGUCAAUUGGACGCACUGGAAAAAGAGGGCGUGUACAAGAGUCUUCGCUCGUUGCUGCAUCACUAUGACGACACAGAUCCAGUCACACUACGACAUAUCGUAGCAGGAAUAGGAAUAUUUGCAAGCAUCAAGCCAGCUGCAAUGGAGUACCUCGAAGAGAACCUGUACUCUGACCUCAUACUAGCCACUCAGAAAUAUGCCACCGACACGUCCUUCCAAGAAAUGAUCUGGCAACUACUCAUGCUGUUGUGUAUUCGAGACAAAACCUUCGCUCUGGCCAUUGCUGAAAUGGAAAUCGUCCCUGCUGCUCUUUCUGUCCUCAAGACGAAAGGGUCCCCCAUUAUGCCAGUGUUGAAAUUCAUCACUAACUGUUGUCAGGUCGACAGCGUCUAUUAUACACAUUGCCUGGGUGAUUGUGGUCUAGUGGAACAUAUUCUAGGCGUUCUCAAGUCUGAUACUUCGAGUCUAGAAGACAUGAACAAUUGUGCUGAUUUCAUUGCCCUUCUCUGUGGCAAAGCACCCAAAGAAGUUCUGCCUCGUCUUAUUGAGCUCAAGCUAGUUCGAGAAUUGGAAGAAGUUUGUCGAGUUCAACCGAAUGUCGGUGUAGUUCCUACAUACCUGGCCAUUGAAGGAUUGGUAGCACUGCUCAGUCAAAAAAAUGCCCCAAAGGUACCCAACUUCAAUUCACUGAUUGAUGAUUUCUAUGCCAUGGACCACCACCUCUUCUUGCAACACACUCUGUCUAAUCCAGUCGUCUACUCCAACAAGUCUCUUCUGGAGGUCAUCUAUCUCUCGCUACAAAAGCUGCUCAAGCUUAUCACAACAGAAGCUAUGAGAAAAAUGUGCAACAAGGAAUUUCUCGAGGUCCUCAGCAUUUCGUUUGUACGUGAUACGAUUGCAUUUCAUGCUCUUGCAAAUCGAGUCGUGUUUGCCUCCCAUUUCUUUGUGUUCCAAAUCCGUGAGAAGGAAUCCGUUGAAUUACUUUGUGAAACUUGCUUUCACGUUCCAAUCGUUGAACUUGUAAACAGUUGCAGCUACGAUAUCAUUUGCACCGUCCUCGGUCUUCUCUCCUGCCUCAUCACCAAGUAUUUCGAGUUUCUGAAAGACGUCAAGCCAUUUAUAGACUCUGGUGUCCAUACUAUUAUUCUACAGAAGGCCGUCCAAUAUGGCAAGCAACCCCGCUCACAGUUUGGAGACGAAAUGAGCCGAAUUCUACUCAACUUAACUUCUGAGAAAGAACUGUCAUUGAAACUCUACAAAGAAGGCUUUUUGGAACAGUUGAUCACAAACCUUGAUGAUUCAUACAGCCCCGUUGUGAAGAGAUGUAUCAUCCAUGCUGUUGGAAAUAUCGCACUGGCCGGACAAAACGUGAAAGAGGAGUUGUUUCAACAGAACUUCCACUUGAGGGUACUAGACAUGCUCAAUAAAGAAGCUGAGAAAGGUGAUGCUAGUCAACUAUCUGCCUGUUGCCGAGUUCUGCACAUCUUAGCCUCUGGUGAUGCCGCUAAGCGACAGUUUGUUGAAAACGACUGUGUCCCAUUGUUGCUCAAGAUCCUUGACACAAGAAAAGACAGUCCGGAGAUUCGCUGGCGACCCCUUGGACUACUGAGUACCCUCGGCUUUAUGGCUCUGCUCAAUCGUCAUUGUAUUCUCACUCGAGACGUUAUGGAUGUGGUUGUGAAGAUCCUCAAAGAAGACAAACACGGGAAGGUCCUUGGGUACACAAUGCUAGUGUUUCUAGCCUAUCUACAGCUUGAUAGUGGAGCUACUGCAAUGAGACAGAUGGCUAUCGAAGAUCGUAUUCGAGAGGUGUAUCAAAACGUUGACUUCCAGAAACAGUCACCAGAAAUUGAGAGAUGGGGGAAGCAUGUUAUUGAGAAUCAAGACCUGUACACUGUUGCUACGCCCAUGCACACCACACCCUCUUGCUCGCUUGAAGACUGCCGAGUCGGCGAUUGGCCGUUCCAGUAUGACUGUCCCGGACUGCGUCUACUACCACUGGAGGACAAGUACUUUGAACCCAAGGCACCUAGUGCUAUACAACUCACGACAGCGGCCAAAGAUCAACUUCUACAAUUGGGACUCGAUCCGGACGUUUCCAUUUUCCGAAUUGGGCGUGUGUAUGGAAGUACCUACGGCUGGUGUAGUAACUGUGAGAAAGAAGGAGCCUCUUACGAGCUUGUAAUUCGAGUGGGGAGUAUGACGCCCAUGCAGUAUCAGCAUCUUAUCGACAAUGGAUGGUAUCGCAGAGGAGGUGUCAAGAUGUUUCGAAUGAUGCACAAUCAUUCCGCUGUGUGUUGCGACUGGGAGACGAGAGUCAGUGUGAAGCAGUUUGAUUUCCAUUCUCACAAAAGUUACAAGAAGAUUCUACGGAGGAUGCCAGCAGAUCGCCUCACAAUCGAGACAUUGCCCAGGCACUUCUCAAGGGAGGCAUUCGAUUUGUACAAUAGCUACCAUAUUCUACGACACGAAAAGCCUCAGAAAUCGGAGUUUUCUUACAGUGAACACGUGGUGGACUCUCCGUUGGCCAAUCAGACGAUAGAUGGUGUGGAGUACGGCACUUUCCAUCAGAUGUAUCGAUUGGAUGGAAAACUUGUGGCUGUAGGCAUUGUCGAUGUAGUGCCCAAGGGCAUGGUGAGUAUCUACAUGUGGUAUGAUGUAUCUAAGGAGGUCUCCAAGCUCUCAUUUGGUGUGUACUCCGCUCUGAAAGAAAUCGAAAUGGUGCAAGACAGAACCAAGCAGGACUCAACUGUGGAGUACUACUACCUUCAAGGAUGGAACUCUAACAACCACAAGCUCUCCUACAAGGCAAACUACGAGCCUGGAGAGUUCUACUGUCCUGGCAUCUCCGCUGACUGGGUGGCCUCUAAAGAUGCUGUGAAUGCGGAGAUGGAGCGCUUGAAGAGAGAGAAAUCACAACUGGUGGAGAUGGACACUACUAUUGGUAAUGAUGUGAGUGACUCCAACAAAACUGAGCAGACAGACUCCACCCCCGACGUGCCCAGUGACUCAAAGGAGGCAGACAAAGACAAGGAGAAGAUCUUAAUCUCAUGCGAUGCAGUUGAGGUUGAUCAACUGAAACAUCAGAAAAGAACAGGCUCUAUGUCCGUGGACAUCUCCAAGAUUGUGGUCUGCCUCAACUACAGUCAGUACAUGCGCCUUGGCGACCUGUUUGACAGGUGUGUAAUUGGAGCUCAACAAAGAGAAAUGAUGGAGAAGCGAUACAAAGAGUUGCUUCUUGGACUUUGUCCUGAACUGACUGGGCAGUUAGUGAUUGAUCUGAAAGCGUGUGAUAGAAACGGUGCUGUACAGAUAUCGGACAAUCUCGGUGUGUCUGUGGACCCUCCUACUACACUAAACAAUUUGGACACAGACGUUCUUGUUAGCUAGGUUGUAGCGUUUUAUAUUCAUUUCGUUGCAUGCAUUUUAGCUCUUUGAUCCUGGUUGUUUAUGAGAGCACAGUACGUUAUUAUCUUCAUUAUUUUGCAAUUUUAUACUG